Molecule: messenger RNA, 1226 nt
Organism: Raphanus sativus (radish)
Lineage: Eukaryota; Viridiplantae; Streptophyta; Magnoliopsida; Brassicales; Brassicaceae
Product: nuclear transcription factor Y subunit A-1
Exons: 6
Coding region: 223-927 (234 amino acids)
Biological process (GO): regulation of transcription by RNA polymerase II
Cellular component (GO): CCAAT-binding factor complex
Molecular function (GO): DNA-binding transcription factor activity, RNA polymerase II-specific; RNA polymerase II cis-regulatory region sequence-specific DNA binding
Source: RefSeq, a predicted model, not a curated record
AUCCCCAAAAACUAGGGUUUCUUCUUGCCCAAUUAUUUACUUCUUCUUGUACGAAUUUACACAACUGUCGCCUGUCGGGAGGGUUCCGAAUUACUUAAGUUCUUCUCUGGAUUUGUUCAAGUUCCGAUUUUUUUUUCGCAUUGAGCUAUCUGUCGAUUACAAGUUAUCAUCCUAGAAGACGAACACGAUUGUGAAAAAACUUCAUCGUGAAUUUCCUCUGAGAUGGAAUCGAACUCGGGAAGAGGAAACGAAGCGGAAGUCAAUCACAAUGAUGCUGGUCAGCAGCAGCAACCAAUGAUGUAUGCAGAGCCUUGGUGGAAGAGCAACUCUUUUGGUGUCGAGAGGCCUUCUCUAGUUCCAUCAAAGUCCUCCUCUUUGGAAGAGUGUCCGGACGGUUCAGAGUCAAACGAUGUUCACUCUGCUGCAUCUGAAGACGAUGGCGCUUGCAAGGAUUCACAAGCUACAACUUCCUCCCCUUCAGGUAACAUGCAUGGUCAGGGUCAGCAACUUGUACAACCACCAGAGCUUGUUGGACACUACAUUGCUUGUGUCCCAAAUCCAUAUUAUGGGGGAAUGGUGGGAGCAUACGGACAUCAGCAAUUGCAGGGUUUUCAUCCAUAUCCUGGAAUGCCUGGUGAGAGAACAGCACUACCGCUCGACGUGACACAAGAACCUGUCUAUGUGAAUGCGAAACAGUACAAGGGAAUUCUAAGGCGACGAAAAGCACGUGCCAAGGCCGAGCUAGAAAGGAAAGCAACCAACGGAAAGCCAUAUCUUCAUGAGUCGAGGCACAAUCAUGCAGUGAGAAGGGCAAGGGCUAGUGGAGGCCGGUUUGCGAAGAAAACAGAGGCUGAAGUAGCAGCUGAGAGAGAGAAAGAGAAAGGGGUUCUUCAGCAACCAACUCGUCAGGCGCUGAACAGAUUCUAACCAGAUCCUGAAUUCUUAAGAUGCACCAUAAUCAAACCAAAGCCUCAGAGAAAGAGGGACACGCUUUGGCUAAAACUGGCAAAUCAUUCUUGGCUUUUUUUUUUUUUGGUUUUGUGUUUGCUUAGCUGUUCUUGUCAGAGUUCCAUAGUGUGUGUGGUUUUGGAGUCACAAAUGUAUAUAGAGACAGGGGAAUAGUCAGUAGUAGGUCUUUGUUUAUAUUCUUUUUUGUAAUAUACGUUUUGCUUUUCUGAGCAGACAGUGUGUUGUGUUAUUAUUACAGAACUGAAACUUCUUGUCCA